ACAAGAGAGGGGCAUUCCUUAUGCCUUGGAUGUCAUCACAUGAUACCGAAACUCCAGUUGUGUUCCAGCGCUUUAAAACACCUGCACCUCUAAACAUGGAGCGCUACGAAGGGACACGGUCAAGAAACGACGCAGGACACUUUAGCAAUAAGAGCCGAAAUUCCAGAACAGGUGAUACGGAAUUAGCAGUAAAUAACAACGAUGAAUUUGCGCACGGGGAGAACGUAAAUAAUCAGGCUGGAGAGGAAAACAAUACAACUACAAGAAAUGAACGGAACCCACAAUACAUGGGAGGCUAUUCCAUGAUACCACCCAAUGAAUCAAGGAGGAGGGAAAUGCAGAGGAUGGCACAGAAGGAAGAGGAAGAUCUGAAACGCUGGAAGGAAGGACACAGGCCUGGUCCUCUCAGCCUACCUCCAGCACAGCUAGGUGGAGCAAUAUCGAUGACUGAAGCCAGACAAAGGCAAUUUUUGGAGUUAAGGGAAUCUAAAUAUCGUAAAAAGCUUAAACAAGAGGACGACAAGAGGAAGAGAAAAGAAGCGGAGGAAAUGGAGAUCCAGCAGAAGAAGGUUCUGCAGCGGGAGAAGGCCAUCAGACUUGAAGAAAGGAGACGGCAGGAAGAGAAUCUGAGGAAAGAACAACUUCGGUAUGACCACCAGCUGAGCACACAACAGUUUCUUCAAAGGUUUGAAAACUUCACCGUAGAUCCAGUUCCAGUGAACAGCUCUCUUCCAGCGUCAUCCUGGGCCAGAGGCCACAUGUACAGAGAGGCCCAGAAAGCAGAAGAAAAUGAGCAACUGAGGCAGAAGAAAGAGGAGCAAAGGAGAAAGAGUGAACUCUUGGAAGAAAAUCAAAAAUGGAAAGAAGAAGAAAGGGAGAGAGAACUCCAAAAGGAACACAAAAGGGUCAAUGCCAAAUUUUUGGAUCAAAUUCAAGCCCAUGCGCAAUCAGGUCGGAAGGAGCUGCCCUUUCCUGUAAAUACAGAAGAAGAAAGAGAUUUUCAUACCAAUGGAGCACAGGAUGUACCCAAAUCUUUGGAGCCUAUCCUGCAGGAGAGUGAAGAGGAUGGUUAUGAUCUUGAAUGGACAGUGAUGAAGCUUCAGACUUCAUUCCCUUCAUGUGAGCGGGCUUUCUUAGAAGAUAUAGUGAUUCAGUGCAAUGGAGAUUACAACCAAGCCUACAAACUACUUCUGUAAACAGCUCUUCUGAUGGGCUCAGACCAGCAUCAAGCUCCACAAAAAAACAAACAGAUGAACACACUUAUUAGUUACAAAAUAGGGGUGUAGCUCUAUUAGUGAAAGCUCUUUGUGUGUUUUGCAAUCUCAUGUUUAUUUGAGUAAUAUUGUCUUUUAAGUGAGUACAAUCAAAUAGCUGUAUCAUUAGUCAAAUACACAUAGUUCAUCCCAAAUAUAAUAAACCUGAUUCAAUGGAAAAAUGUAUGCACUUAAA
Lepisosteus oculatus (spotted gar) is the source of this 1449-nucleotide messenger RNA. RefSeq names its product epithelial stromal interaction 1 (gene epsti1). Lineage: Eukaryota; Metazoa; Chordata; Actinopteri; Semionotiformes; Lepisosteidae. Gene Ontology annotation, molecular function: ubiquitin binding. The record is from RefSeq and is a predicted model, not a curated record.